Molecule: messenger RNA, 3435 nt
Organism: Bathycoccus prasinos
Lineage: Eukaryota; Viridiplantae; Chlorophyta; Mamiellophyceae; Mamiellales; Bathycoccaceae
Product: DNA mismatch repair protein MutS
Exons: 1
Coding region: 1-3435 (1144 amino acids)
Biological process (GO): mismatch repair
Molecular function (GO): ATP-dependent DNA damage sensor activity; mismatched DNA binding; ATP binding
Source: RefSeq, a predicted model, not a curated record
AUGACGACGACGACGACGAUUAGUAGUAGUAUUCAUUAUCGUCAGGCUGGUGCUUCUCGCGCCUCGUGUAGCGGACGACGACGACGAGCGCUGCUUUCGUCCUCUUUGUCCUCUUCGUCGCCUUCGCUUCAUCUUCAUCGUCUUCGUCGUCGUCGCGACAACAACGUUCAGAUAACGACGAAUGCGACGACAUCAUCAAUCACUGCCGCGCAAAGAGAAAGAAGAAGAAGAAGAGGAAAAACGAAAAUAAGAACGCGUUUAUCAAAACUAUUAUCAUCAUCGUCAUCAUCAUCAGAGGAUACCGUGGUGAACGCUGUUACGGUGGAAAGCGCGGGCAAUGAAAGAGGUUGGGGCCCGACCCGAGAGGAAAUCGAAACGAUAGAAGAAGACUUGGAGUAUGAUUCUUUAGACCGAGUUGGAUGGUUCGAACUCUUAUCGUUCGUCAGCGAGUUUACUUCCACGGCUUUAGGGAAAGCGCGAUUGUCGUCAAGUGAAGGCGAGAGUUUGAUUUCGGAAGUGUAUUCGCAGGAAAUGUCGGAGUUGCUUCUGGAUGAAACAGAAUCAGCGAUGUACAUGGAAUCCGUCGCGGGCGUUUCGUUGGAUUUUGGCGGGAUGCUCACAAUCGAGACGAGGAGAAGCGUGCACAAAGCGUCGCAAGGAGCACCAUUGGGUGGAGAUGAAUUGAUGGCAGUGGCAAACUUUUUAGAAAACGCGCGGCGAUUGAAACUUUCCAUCGAAAAUGUCUCCCACGAAGACGACGAGACGGGCGAGAUUGAGGUACCGAGAGCAAUGAUGCCGCUGAGAAAUAUUGCGGUACAAAUGGAAACAUUUUCUGAGGUGGCGGAUAUCAUUAAAUCAAAAGUUGAUGACACUGGAUCGUUCAAAGAUAACGCGAGUCCCGAAUUACGCAGGGCGCGAGCGCAUCUGUCCGGUAAAGAAACGCAGUUGAAAGAGUUGUUAUCAAGGAUGCCGGGGAGUGCGGUUUCGUUUCGAGGACGCAUGUGUUUAGCGGUUUCGCCAGAGAGUGCUCCCAAGAAUGCGCUCGUUUUAGGCACGCAAAGUGGAUUAACUCUGAUUGAACCUCCAUCAGUGGUUAAUUUGAACACAGAAUUGGCAAAAGCAAAGGACGACGAGGAGUCAGCGAUUGAUGGUAUUAAAAGAGAAUUAUCGAGAGUCAUCAUGGAAGUCGCCGAGGAGAUUUUACGGUGUUUGGAAUUGACGAUUGAUUUAGACGUUAUUGCGGCGCGAUGUCGUCAUGGACAAGCGUUGAAUUCGGUGCGUCCGACGUUUGCAAGAGAAUCUGAUUUAGAAGACGCCAUCGAGGAAAUAUUGAGAGAGGAAAUGGCGAGGAAUGAAAUGAACGACGGAGAAGGUGAGGAGGGUGAGGACGACGACGAAGAAGAAAUUUUAAGCACGAAGAAUGCAUUCGUUCAAGCCGAACUCGAAAUUGCGAAAUCAAAAGUCUACCUUCCCGGACUCCGUCAGCCAGUGCUGGCGUCGCAAGCGGUGAAAGCUGCGAAAGAUAAACGUCGCGAGGCAGCUGAAAGGGAAAGAAGGAAAGAAGAAGACGAUGCGAGUUUGCAACCAAGAUUUAAAAUCGCCACGAGAGAAUCGAAGAAAAAAAAGAGUAAGAAACUCCAGAACGAAUUGAAUUCUCAAGAUGAAUUCGAUUUCGACGACAACUUUGAUUGGCUUUACGACAGCAAAAACGAAAACUCAAGCGACUCGAAUCCUUUCAGGGUGAAAGGACCGGUGCCGGUGGACGUUUUCGUGGAGGCGAGAACAAAAUGCGUCGUCAUUACUGGUCCGAAUACGGGUGGUAAAACGGCGGCGAUGAAAGCUCUCGGAUUGAGUGCAUUAAUGGCAAGAGCUGGUAUGUUUGUACCCGCGGAAAGAGCGCACUUGCCUUGGUUUGACUACGUUUUAUGCGACAUUGGAGACGACCAAGAUUUACUCACGAAUUUGAGUACAUUCUCAGCGCGCUUGACGACGCAGAAAGCUAUUUUGAAGCGUGCUACCCCUCAAUCUUUAGUUUUGAUCGACGAGGUCGGGACAGGCACAUCGCCUUUAGAAGGUGCUGCGAUAGCUCGCGCGUUCUUAAAAGCUUUGGCGGGAUUACUUCCUCGUCGACUCGGCGUUUCGUUGGCGUUUGCGACUACCCAUCAAGGCAGUUUGAAAGCGUUGAAGUACGAACACAAAGAUUCCGGUGCUUUUGAGAAUGCCGCGGUAGAAUUCGAUGAAGCUGAAUUACGUCCAACGUAUAGGCUCUUAUGGUCUGUUCCUGGUCGUUCAAGAGCUUUACAGAUUGCGCAGAGAAACAAGUUAGACGAAGAUGUCAUCAACUCGGCGAAGGAGGUCAUGGGACAAAGUUUCGCAACGCUGGACGAUGUCAUCGCAGAACUCGAAGGCGCGCGAAAAGAUGCAGAUAAAGCCGUUGCAAAAGCUAUGCAAAUGCUGAAAGAUGUAGAAAAGCGCAUCCCACAAGCACGAAACGCUGAGCAAAAGGUCUUACGAGUGAAGGAGGACGUAGCGAUGAAGCAGGCGACAACCAUCGUAAGAAUCUCGAGGGAGGCUAAAAUUCGCAUCCAAGGCGAAGAGCGAUUGAAACGACAAGAACUUUCGGCGAAUACGAAAAAGUCGAUGAUUGCGAAAAGUGCCGCCGGAGAAUCAGAUCGAGAGCGUGAAAUUCGUUUAGCUAAAGAGCGCAAAGCAGCCGCCACGAAUGGAGAAGCAGGCGCAGAAAAAACUCAUCAAGAGUGUACUGAAAUGCCCGCGGUUGGAGACCAAGUCAUUUUGAAAGCGAGCGGUUUAGCCGGGAAGGUGACGAAAGUUUCUGGCGAAAUCGUAACGGUCGCUGCAGGAUUUAUUGUCGCGGAAGCUAAAUUGAACGAGCUGGAGAAGUCGUCAUCUUCGACUUCGUCGGUGAAGACGAGCUCUACUCAAACUUUCGCUGGAGUGAAAAAGAAGCCCACUUCGCCUUCGAGAGCCGCUCGAGAAUUCGACGCUCUCCUAGGAAACGGCAAAAGUAAUGCUUCUUCGAGCGAUGGCAGCAGAAGAGUUUCUGGUGAAGAUUACGACGUCUGGGAUAACGAGCCAAGUAAACUCGCUCAAAUAGGAGACUCAGUCCAAAUUUUGAAAAACAACUUUAAAGGCAAAGUGGUCGAAGACGAAGACGGCAUGUUGACAAUCCAAGCCGGUCCGACGCGCAUGGUUGCCCCAAGUCAUGGCGUUAAAGUUACGAAGAAAGCCAAUGUCGGAAGUGAGAUGAGCGCGGGAGCUGUUAACGUCCCGAGACCGACAAUGAGUAACAAAAAAAAGAAGAAGAAGCAAAGCGCUUUUCCUUCCGGAACAAAUAUUACAACAAACGCGCCUCCCACGGUGCCACAGAAAGAGGAAGCCUCCAUCCAAGAUUUGAUGAAAAAGUUUGGAAAAUAG